Messenger RNA from Hevea brasiliensis (rubber tree), 711 nucleotides. RefSeq lists its product as uncharacterized. Bases 1 to 711 code for a protein of 236 amino acids. The transcript has 2 exons. The record is from RefSeq and is a predicted model, not a curated record. NCBI's taxonomy places the organism in Eukaryota, Viridiplantae, Streptophyta, Magnoliopsida, Malpighiales, Euphorbiaceae.
AUGACGACAGAAACAAAGGCCACUAUCUCCACUGUCGAUCCUACUUCUCACUACUACCUUAGCACAUCCGAGAAUCCUGGAAUACCUAUUGUCCGAUUCCUCCUAACAGGAGACCUCAAUUACAAAAAUUGCCUCUCCAAACCUGAUAAGACCUCCCUAGAUGCUAAUGCUUGGGACAGAUGCAAUUCUAUGGUUAUGGCAUGGAUUGUGGCGUCCUUAGAAAAGAGAAUUCGAGGGACGAUCAUGUACGCUAAGACAGCAAAGAAUAUGUGGGAAAUCCUUAAGCAAAGGUAUUCUCAGGUUAAUGCUCCUCAUGUUCACAAACUGAGAAGGGAGAUUAGCUUGUUGCAACAAGGAAAUCUUAGUGUGACAGAUUACUUCAAUAAAUUGCAAGAGUUGUGGGAUGAACUUGCUUCCUACAACCCUAUUCCCAAAUGCACUUGUGGAGCUGCUGAUGAGUUCUCCAAACAGCUAAAUGAAGAAAGGAUACAUCAAUUCCUUAUGGGAUUAGACAAUCAUCAUUUUGGUACAAUGAGAUCUCAGAUUUUGAAUUCAAAAUCAAUGAAAGAUAUUGAUCAAAUCUAUGCACAAGCCGUAAGGGAAGAAAGGCAAAGCACCAUUAUUACUUCACUUGAAGCAAAGCCAUUUGAAGCAGCAGCUUUCCAUGCUGGUGGAUCACACUAUGUCAAUAAGCCUAGUUGUUCUCACUGA